Molecule: messenger RNA, 816 nt
Organism: Porites evermanni
Lineage: Eukaryota; Metazoa; Cnidaria; Anthozoa; Scleractinia; Poritidae
Source: the annotation of a GenBank genome assembly
AUGUACACAACCGACAGAGUAGUGCGUUCAACUGACAGAGUAGUGCGUACAACUGACAGAGUAAUGUACACAACAGACAGAGUAGUGCGUACAACCGACAAAGUAAUGUACAUAACCGACAGAACAAUGUACACAACCGACAGAGUAAAUAUUUACAAGCGACGAGUAGUGUGCAACUCACAAAGUGAUAAGUAAAACUGACAGAGGUAGUGUUACAACCGACAGAGAGUGUGACUACAACCGACCACGUAAAUGUUCAUUACCGACAGAGUUACAACCAACAGAGUAGUGCGUACAACCGACAAAGUACUGUACAUAACCGACAGAGUAAUGAACACAACCAACAGAGUAGGGUAUACAACCAACAGAGUAAAUGUUUACAACCAACAGAAUAAAUAUUUGCAACCGACAGAGUAGUGCGUACAACCGACAGAGUUUUGUGUACAACUGACAGAGUAAAUUUUACAACUGAUAGAGUAGUGCGUACAACCGACAGAGUAAAUCUUUGCAACCGACAGAGUAUUACGUACAGCCGACAGAGUAAUGCUGUACAACCGACAGAGUAACUGUUUACAACCGACAGAGUAAAUCUUUGCAACCGACAGAGUAGUACGUACAACUGACAGAGUAAUGUACACAUUCGACAGAGUAGUGCGUGUAACUGACCGAGUAAUGUACACAACCGACAGAGUAGUGCUUACAACCCACAAAGUAAGGUACAUAACCGACAGAGUAAUGUACACAACCGACAGAGAGGCAAUCUCUACAACCGACCACGAAAAUGUUUACAACGGACAAAGUAAUGUACAUAACUGA